This is a messenger RNA of Myxocyprinus asiaticus (Chinese sucker), 5153 nucleotides long. RefSeq names its product solute carrier organic anion transporter family member 1C1-like. Gene Ontology annotation, cellular component: membrane. The transcript is spliced from 15 exons. Gene Ontology annotation, molecular function: protein binding. NCBI's taxonomy places the organism in Eukaryota, Metazoa, Chordata, Actinopteri, Cypriniformes, Catostomidae. Gene Ontology annotation, biological process: transmembrane transport; sodium-independent organic anion transport. The coding region runs from base 315 to 2462 and encodes 715 amino acids. The record is from RefSeq and is a predicted model, not a curated record.
CUUGUGAAAACCGACAAUACUGACGUCAAAAAUAUUUAACUAUUCGGAAACAUCGAGCCGAAAGCGCAAAAGAUCGGAUGUGAGUGGUGGCGUUGGCAACACGUCCAGGACCAAGUGCCUUUCCUCGUCUCCAGCAAGCCGUGGGAAGUUUCUUUCCCCCUGAAAACCAUCUGACACAUAUGAUCUGCUCCAUGCACACUCAUACUGGACCACUGGGGAUACUUACAUAUCCAUAGAUUGUAUAACAGCCAAGAGAAGACAAGGCAAGGACGUGGAUCGUGUAUAAACUGAAGGGUUUGGGGGUGCAUGCAUAAAUGCCAAGAAAUUGCAUUAGGGAAACAUCGCCCAAGGAAAACGAGAUUUUUUUGUGGAGGAUGGACCUGCCAAACAAGGAGAGACGGUCACCGGAGAAUGGCCCAAACUCACCGAGGGGCUGUUGCUCAAGCCUCAAGAUGUUCCUCGUGGCCUUGUCCUUUGCCUAUUUUGCUAAGGCAUUAUCUGGGAGUUAUAUGAAAAGCACAAUAACCCAGCUGGAAAGACGCUUCGACAUCCCCAGUUACUUAAUAGGUGUCAUUGAUGGCAGCUUUGAAAUAGGUAACCUGUUGGUGAUCGCCUUUGUGAGUUACUUUGGUGCCAAACUUCACCGGCCGAAGAUCAUCGCCAUUGGCUGCCUGCUGAUGUCAUUAGGCACUUUUCUAAUUGCCUUGCCCCAUUUUAUAAUCGGACGCUACAAGUUCGAAACAUCGAUUAGAUCGUCAGUGAACUCAACCAGUAACCUCUCUCCAUGUCCAGCAAGCUCUGCUAGCAUUAUAUCCACAGGUCCAAGCACAUCUUCAGUACUGAGCCCAGGUUGCGAACAGGAGUCCAGAUUGUCCAUGUGGAUCUAUGUGUUCUUGGGGAAUAUCUUGCGUGGAAUUGGUGAGACCCCAGUGCAACCUCUGGGAAUCUCAUACAUAGAUGAUCAUGCUUUGGAGGAAAAUGCUGCAUUCUACAUUGGAUGUGUCCAGACAAUAUCGGUCAUUGGUCCCGUGUUUGGGUACCUGUUGGGGUCCAUCUGUGCCAAGAUAUAUGUGGACAUUGGAUUUGUCAACAUGGAAAGCAUUAGCAUCACCCCAGGAGAUGCUCGCUGGGUCGGUGCCUGGUGGCUGGGGUACCUCAUUGCAGGGCUCAUCACCCUCCUGUCCGCCGUGCCGUUCUGGUUCUUGCCCAAGUCUUUGCCCCUGCCAGAGAGACGGCUUGCCAAGUAUUCUCCUGAACGAACCAGCUUCAUCAAAGACUCGCCCCUCCUGGAGCACAAGUACCAAGCAGAUGAGCCAACAAACUUCCUAGAAAUGGCCAAAGACUUUUUGCCAACACUAAGAUCCCUACUGGGGAAUCCAGUCUAUUUUUUAUAUCUGUGUGUGACCAUCAUCCAGUUCAACUCUUUGAUCGGAAUGGUGACAUACAAGCCAAAAUACAUCGAGCAACAUUAUGGGCAGUCGGCGUCCAAGGCGAACUUCUUAAUGGGAGUUAUCAACAUCCCAGCUGUAGCCUUGGGAAUGUUCUUGGGGGGCGUUAUCAUGAAGAAAUUCAAGCUGAGCAUCAUGGGAGCAGCCAAGUUCGCGCUGGGAACGUCUCUCCUGGGCUACUUCCUGUCGCUUUUCUUCUUCGCAAUGGGAUGCGAGAAUGCCAACGUGGCGGGCAUCACCAUGUCAUACAAUGGGAUGGAGAGUCUUUACAAGGUGGACAGUUCUCUGUUUGCGAGCUGUAACGCGGGCUGCGAGUGUCCUGAAACAAACUGGGAUCCCGUGUGCGGUGAGAACGGCUUCACGUAUGUCUCGCCCUGCUUGGCUGGGUGCCGGGGGUCCCACGGCUCUGGAAUGGACACAGUAUUUGAGCAGUGCAGCUGUAUAGCAACCGGGAAUCAAACGGCUAGUGCGGGCCAAUGCAACAACAGGGAGAGUUGCCAGCGAGUCUUCCCUUACUUCCUGGCUCUGUCUGUCAUCACUUCCUUUAUCAUCUCACUGGGCGGAACGCCAGGAUACAUGCUGCUCAUUAGAUGCAUCAGGCCACAGCUCAAGUCAAUAGCUUUGGGUUUUCACACACUGGCAACACGUACACUAGCUGGAAUUCCAGCUCCUAUAUACUUUGGAGCCAUCAUAGACACCACCUGUCUGAAAUGGGGUCACAAGAAAUGUGGUGGGAGAGGGGCCUGUCGUAUCUACAACACGACUGCCUACAGGAUAGCAUAUCUGGGCCUGACCCUGGGGUUACGGACCGCUUCCUUCUUCCUGUGUGUGCUGGGGCUGGUGGUGUUACGACGGCACGUUCAAAAGCAAGAACGCAGCACGCUCGCCAACGGAGGCACGGGGGCCGUGGCCGGUGAACUGCAGGCCCUGAAGAAGGAAGAAAGAAAUGGCUCUAGCUCGGACCAAUGCCCACGAACCUCAGAUUACGACCCACAGCGAGAGACCCGUCUGUGACACACACAUAACAAACAUGCACACACGCCCGGCGCAGGGAGCAACAAGGCCAAGAUCCAGCAUAUUUUAUUCGUUAUUUCCAUUUGAUCUUUGGAAUCAUCUUUCUACUGGACCCAUGUAAAUGACGUGAAAUAAGAAAAAGAAAUUGUUGUUUUGAUAUAGUGAAAUAAUUUCUUGAAUGUGACUGCUGUUUUUCAAAAAAAGAAAAGAAAAAAGAUUGUCUUAAAAACGACCUGAACUAUUUGGUUUCAAAACAGAGAUGCUUUAGAAGUAUCUUUUAAGGAAUGUUUCACCCAAAAAUAAAAAUUGGAACGUUUACUCACCCUCAAGCCAUCCCAGAUGUGUAUGACUUUCUUUGUUCUGCAGAACACAAACAUAAAAAUUCUAAAAGAUGUUUUGAAGAAUAUUUCAGCUCUGUUGAGCCAUACAAUGCAAGUGAAUAGUGACCAUAACUUUAAAGCUCCAAAAAGCACAUAAAGGCAGUAUAAAAGUAAUCCAUAAGACUCCAGUGGUUUAAUCAAUGUCUUCUGGAGCAUCUCAUUGGUUUUUGAGGGAGAACAGACCAAAAUGUAACUCCUUUUUCACUGUACAUCUUGUCAUUGCAAUCUUAAGGCAGGAUCGUUUCAUUCACUUGCAUAGUAUGGACUUUCAGAGUGGAGAUUUUCUUCUAAAAAUCUUCUUAAGGGUGAGUAAAUGAUGAGAGUGUUCAUUUUUGGGUGAACUACUCCUUUUAACUACAGAUGCUGACUAUGCCAUCCUACUAGAAGCAGUGAAACAUUGGAUGUCCUCUCAUUAAAGGUGAAGUGUGAUUUUAUUUUUAUUAAUUUUUUGUAACACUUCAAGAGCACCUAUUAUGGUUUUUAAACGUGCCUAAUUUUGUUUUAAAGGUCUCAUACAAUAGACUUACAUGCAUCCAAUGUCAAAAAAACACUUUAAUUUGCUAAUAAUUUAAAUUGCAGCAUUACCUUUUUUUUCCCAGUGUCAAAAAUAACUCGUUCAAUGAUCAGUUCUAAAGGAUUCAUUCUAAACAACUUUCAGAAAGCCUACUCUGCUCUGAAUGGUCAGAUGUCCCAGUCUGUUGUGAUUGGUCUACAGCUUAGUUUAGUGUUUGAUGGCGGGUCAAAGCUGUUCACGAGCAGCCAAUGAAGACCAGAGGCGGGUUUUUUGUAACCAGAUUACGAAGGUUAGUACAGGAAGUAAGCCUGGAAUUACUGACGACUCGUUUCAGGUGUUCAGAAUCGGUUCUUUCAUUUUUGUGUUAAUAACUCCAUUUGUCAUGCACUUUGAGUUUUGAAACUUUGCAGACUUUUUUACAUUCACAAACAGCUAUAUAACACACUACAUGAAAGGUAAUAUUUGAAAAACCAUAAUAGGUGCUCUUUAAGUAAGCCAUUUGUAGUUUAAGUCCCCUGAAAAGUGUAAACACUGUGGUUCUACGGCACUAUUAAAACAUUGCUCUGUUUUUUUGAGCAUGUACACCGCAACAUUGGCUCAACCAAUAGUGUGUUUGGGGCAGAGCUUUGAAAUGUCAUUAUUUUUACGAUUCCAUUUGGUGCCACUAGGGGUGCAGAAAAUGCACACUUCACCUUUGAAUGGACCUUAUUUACAAUAGCGCCAUCUUGAAUUUUUGACUUUGUACAAGGAUGUACAGUUGUUUAGUUUUUAGGAUUAUUCUGCAGUAAAAAAAUAAAUAAAUAAAUAAAUAAAAAAUCUUUCCUAGACAAUUCAGUAGACAAAAAACUCCAUAAAACAGGAGUUGUGGAAAAUGAUAUGUGAUCUAUGAGCUUUAUACAGUGCAUGCCAUUAAAGACACUAAGUCUAUCCCUCACAGCAAGCCUAGUUUUCAUUCAUGUCAAAAAUCUAAUAUGGUGCUACCGCGAAUAAGGUCUAUGCAGACGCUGACUUCACCAUCCAAAUAGGGGCAGUGAAACAUUGGAUUUCCUCUCAAUAAAGCCAUUGAAGUGCACAGGUCCUAUGAGGAAUAACAAGAUUAUACCUUUUGGGCCCAGAUCCACAUCCAAUCGUAACUUUCUCUUAUGCCAUACACACAAAUUGACCACGACACUGUGCUUAAUAUAGGUAGACCUUGGAAUAUGGGCGACAGGUUGACUACAUUAAGGAUAUCCAUGAAGGUCUCAAAUUGUGUCUCAUUUGUUUCUAACAUAUGAACCAUUAUCAGGAAGGGAGCGUACUGAGCAGUGCACUAAGAAAUGCUCACCGUUGUGCUUUUCCGUGUCACCUGGCAGCAGUCCCUCCCAUUUAAGAAAAGCGUGAGGAAUGGUCCCGUACUGUGGGUUAUCGAACAGGUGCAUGAUGCCAUGGGUAUGUAAGUAAUCAUCUACAUGGUUGAUGUUGUAUAAUGUGUGUGUAUCUCACUUUGAGAGACGUUGUGUACAUGUCGUUACGUGAGAACAGGUUCCUGUGCCAAAAAAAGAGACCAAAGAAGUGCAAGAAAGUAGUCAACAUGGUCUACUCUCAGGUUGUUCAAUCAGUUGUUCCUCAAAUUUGCAAAUAAUUAUUCUUUUAUAUACUUGUCUGGUUUCAGCUGGCAAAAGUUUUUCCUUUGUUCUUGGCACUAGAGGUUGGCUCUUGAAGUAUUUGUUCAUUUUGGGCAAUUGAAGUUUACCAGUAACAACUAAAGAAAGAAUUUUUAUUUGUGACUUGUAAAGCGAAUAAAAUGAGUGGCAUUUA